Molecule: messenger RNA, 1461 nt
Organism: Drechmeria coniospora
Lineage: Eukaryota; Fungi; Ascomycota; Sordariomycetes; Hypocreales; Ophiocordycipitaceae
Product: cell wall glucanase
Exons: 2
Coding region: 1-1461 (486 amino acids)
Biological process (GO): fungal-type cell wall organization; carbohydrate metabolic process
Cellular component (GO): fungal-type cell wall
Molecular function (GO): glycosyltransferase activity; hydrolase activity, hydrolyzing O-glycosyl compounds
Source: RefSeq, a predicted model, not a curated record
AUGUUGCGAUCCUUGACGCUCGUCGCCCUCGUGGGCGCCUCCUCGGUCCUCGCGACCAAGUGCUCCUUGGGCAGCAAGUGCCCCGAGGACACGCCCUGCUGCUCCCGUACGCUCCCCUCCCCUCCCCUCCCCUCCCGCUCCCCUCCCGGCCGUGCCGGCCGUCUCGACCAUGGCCGACUGACGCUUCCCGGUGCAGAGUAUGGCGAAUGCGGUGUCGGGGCCUUCUGCCUCGGCGGCUGCGAUCCUCGCUCCUCGUUCUCGCUGGAUUCGUGCACGCCCCAGCCCGUGUGCAAGGACACGACGACCAAGUUCACGUCCCUGGACAGCAUCGUCGACAUCAGCAAGUACCUCGGCGACCCCAGCCAGGCUGACUGGGUGGCCCAGGGCGAGCCGGCGAAGCUGGGCGACAGCGUCCUCCUGACCAUGCCCAAGAACAGCGUGGGGACGGUGCUCGCCUCGACGACGUACAUGUGGUACGGCAACGUCAAGGCCAAGUUCAAGACCAGCCGCGGCCGCGGCGUGGUGACGGCCUUCAUCCUGCUCUCCGACGUCAAGGACGAGAUUGACUACGAGUUCGUCGGCGUCGACUUGAACACGGCGCAGACGAAUUACUACUUUCAGGGAAUCCCAGACUACCACAACUCCGGAAACAUCUCCAUGUCGGACACGUUCAACAACUACCACGAGUACGAGAUCCGCUGGACCCCUGACAGGAUCGACUGGCUCGUCGACGGUCAGGUUGGCCGCUCGAAGGAGCGCAAGGACACGUGGAACGCGACGUCGCAGCAGUGGAUGUUCCCCCAGACGCCUGCCCGCGUCCAGCUGUCCCUCUGGCCCGGCGGCCUGGCGAGCAACGCCAAGGGAACCGUCGACUGGGCCGGCGGCGAGAUUGACUGGAAUUCCGAGGACAUCCAGACGGCCGGCUACUACUACGCCCAGUUUGCCGAGGUGACGAUGGAGUGCUACACCGCCAAGAGCGGCCCCGGCAGCAACAACGGCGUCAGCUACACCAUGUCGAACUCGGCGGGCACCAACGACACCAUCGUCGUCGGCUCCAAGAAGACGGUGCUCGGCUCCCUGCUCGCCUCGGGUCUCGACAUGGACAAGGGCAAGCUCUCGCCAUCGGCCUCGUCGAGCGCCCGCAAGUCCAAGGUGACGCAGGCGACCAUCCCCGGCGGCAGCGUCAACUCUGCAGGCAACGACCACAGCGGUUCCGGAAGCGGCGCGAGCAGCAGCGGAAGCAGCGGAAGCAGCGGCAGCUCCGACUCGGGCGACUCGACCGAUUCCAGCGAUGGCGGCGACUCGUCGUCCGGAAGCACAUCCGCCUGCGCCUCCAACAGCUUCAGCCAGGACUGCGGCGGCAAGACCGUCGAUGGCAGCGGCGGCAAGAGCGGCAGCGGCAAGGCGAGCACGAGCGCGCUGGCCAUGAUCAUCGCCGGCGCUGCCUUGUUCUGGUUGUAG